AGGCUGGCUGCAGCUAGAAUUUACCAGAUCCACCAGUUCAGUUCAGCACUUUCUCCCUUCGUCGCAUAAAUACUACGCAGCAAAGGGUAUUUAAGUGAAUUCAAUAUAGUAAAAGUAGUAGUCGCUUCACCAAGUUUCUGCAAAAAUUGCCCACCUUACCUACAUUUAACAAAUAAAGAAUUGUGAAAAUGGAACAGUCUUUUGUUACUGUUUAUAUUGUUGAUGCAUUUACCAAUGAACUAUUUUCUGGUAAUCCGGCCGCCGUUUGUUGUUUGGAGAAUGAUCUCCCAGAAAACUUGAAGAGGAAAAUUGCUGCUGAGAUGAAUCUAUCUGAAACUGCUUUUGUCACCAUAGAAAAUGGUGAAACAUUUGAAAAAAGCUCAAAAUUUGCCUUACGAUGGUUUACACCAACACAUGAAGUGGAUUUGUGUGGACAUGCUACACUUGCAACAGCUGCUAUAAUUUUUCACAAACUUGGGAACAAAGAAAAAGCCAUUGAAUUCAAUACCCUUAGUGGAAUCUUAAAAGCCAUCCAGGAAAAUGAUUCCUCUAUUACUUUAGACUUCCCUCUGAAUCCUUCUUCUCCAUAUGAAGCACAAAAUCUGAAGGAUAUCAUACGCGUCGUAGCAAACAAUUUUGAAAUUCAAGACGUUCAACAUUGUUCCACAACAAAAAAAUUACUUUUGCGUCUGGCUGAUAAAUAUAAAAGGAAGGAUUUGGAAGAUUUAAACCCUUUGACGCAAGAACUACUAACUUGUGAAAGUAGUGGUGUUGUGAAAGGGGUGAUUGUUACAUUGCAAGGCAACGAAAACGAGGGCUAUGAUUUUUACAGUCGCUAUUUUGCCCCUUGGGUUGGUAUUCCAGAAGAUCCAGUUUGCGGAUCUGCUCACACGGUUCUUGCUGCUUACUGGGAAAAAGUCUACAAUAAAGACCAGUUUAGAGCUAGGCAAUGCUCGAAACGAGGUGGUGAUUUAAACAUCAAGAUUAUUGGACAACGCGUCAAACUAACAGGCCAAGUGGCCCACGUCCUUGAAGGGAAAAUCCGCAUAAAAUAAAUAUGAGGUAGGCCUGUAAAAACUGUGACUGGGAUGCGCCAUCCAUCAAGGAAUCAAAAACUGCUUGCGGGAGGCUCAGUGUAAUGCCGACUUCUCCUGAAUAUGUACCUUCAUAUACUUGGCCUAAAAAGGUGUAAAUGGCGUUGGAAAUUUGUAUACUUUCAGAAAAUAAAAUUAACUUUUAAAGCGUAAA
This is a messenger RNA of Daphnia pulicaria, 1248 nucleotides long. Its product is annotated as phenazine biosynthesis-like domain-containing protein. Gene Ontology annotation, cellular component: cytoplasm. NCBI's taxonomy places the organism in Eukaryota, Metazoa, Arthropoda, Branchiopoda, Diplostraca, Daphniidae. The transcript has 7 exons. Gene Ontology annotation, biological process: biosynthetic process. Gene Ontology annotation, molecular function: isomerase activity. Bases 189 to 1055 code for a protein of 288 amino acids. The record is from RefSeq and is a predicted model, not a curated record.